UUGCCGGACUAGCAUUUAAUUUGAUCUCAUUCUUAAUGAAAAUUGUUGUUAGCUCAGCCAACAUUUUUCGUGGUGAGUGUUUUUUUUUCUGCGGCUCAGUUUCCAUUUCAACGUCGAGCGAACGAAAAGUUGCAGCGUAAAAAUACCAAUUUCGGUGAAAUAUUCACGCAUAUUUCGCUAUUUCGAAAAACUGCAAACGAUAAUUAAUAAAUGCGUUUAAAUGCGCCAUGGACUAUGCAAAAGUUAUGUGCUAAAAAGUGAGAGUUAAAAAGUCUUGCAACUGGCAAUCAUGUGGAAUGCAUCAAGGAUUCACCAGUUUUUCCAGCUCCUUCCGACCCUGAUUCAUCUGUCCCGAUUUUGUUGGGCCCAACAGACGCACAUCAAGUUGGAGCAGGGAGACCUUAUUGGGCUCAAGGUCUUUCCGGAUGGAACACGUGGCGCUGUGUACGCUUUUUUGGGCAUUCCCUAUGCUCAGGCACCCCUCAACGAACUCCGAUUUGCCCCUGCCAAGCCGAGUUCCAGCUUUAAUCGCACCCUCCAGGCCACCGCCAUGCAGCCCCUGUGUCCGCAGCUCUCGAACACCAUCUACGACGAGAGCUCGGAUGGCGGCAUUCCCAGAUCAGUGAGCACAGACGAGGACUGUCUGUACCUGAGCAUUUGGACCCCGGAGUCGGGGAUGCGAUAUGGCAAGCUGCCCAUCGUUGUUAUUGUCACGGGUGAGGAGUUCGCCCACGACUGGCCCAGAAAUCGCAUCAAUGGCUUGGAUUUAGCUGGCGAGGGCAUUGUGGUGGUCAGUGUCCAGUACCGAAAUAAUAUUUACGGAUGGCUGAGUCUGGGAGCAGAGCAUCGCCAUGUGUCCGGUAACUAUGGCCUAAGUGAUGUCCGAAUGGCACUACGGUGGAUCCAAAGGAACGCCGACGCUUUCGGUGGCAGUCCGGAGCACAUUACCCUUUUGGGUCACGGAAGUGGAGGAGCACCACUGGCCCUGGUUGCCACUCUAGAGGAGCCCCAGUUGGUAAAGCAGCUGGUGCUGAUGUCACCCGGUCCCAUUGUGCGAACCUUGGGACGGAAUCACCAAAAGCGGAUAGUGGAAACGGGCCAGGAUCUGGUCAGGAAGUUGGGCUGCCAGUUCGAGGAGGCCCAACGGCGCCAACUGAUGAGUUGCCUGAGGCGCAAGAGCCGAGAGGACCUGCUCCGCGCCUACGAAAGUGUCUACAACCAUGGCAACGGCAGCUCCCAGCUGGGAGUGAUUCUGCCGGAAGGACUCACCUUCGAGCAGCGAGUGCGGAACGAAACACUUCCUCCGCUGCUGCUGGGCAUCACCUCCAAUGAGGGAGCCUUCCUGCAGGACUACUGGCUGGAUGUGGCCAGGGAGGGUCAGGUGGCGCUCCAGCAAUACAUCAAUCACACCCUUCUGCCCAAUGUGAUGCGAGCUAUGGGUUCGGCGGAUGAGCAGAGCUCCUCCCAAUUGGCAGCCAUCAGAUGGAGGUACUUCAAUGGCCAGGGCGAGGGCGUCGUCCAGCUGCUGGCCGGAAUGCAGCGGCUGCUCUCCGAGUCCCUCCACGAACUGCCCUUCUUUCGGCUCCUGGAUCAGCUGAACGGAAGCACCAGCUAUGCCUACGUGUUCGACCAGUCCCACUCGAUGGACAUGCGUGGCAGGAGGAACCUCUUCGGCGGGGCCUCCCACAGCUCCGAUCUGCCCCUGCUCCUGGGUCCCAGUCUGUUCCAGCAGAUUGCACGCCGGAGGUUCAGUGGCGAGGAGGAGCAGCUCUGCCGGAAACUGAGGGGAGCCUUUGCCAACUUCAUAAAGAACGGAAAUCCCACGCCGGGAAGGAUCUUCGACGGCUGGUUGCCCCACAGCAAAGAGAACCCAUUCGUCUACAGUCUGGGUGAGCAGACGAAGGCUUCGCAGGCGGGAUCAGUGGAUGAGGCGGAGGUGGACAAGAUGCUCCGCGGGGAGACGGGAGCUACGGGCACGGAUAGGAGCUUGUCGCGAAGCAACCGCCACGAUACCUACAGAGCAACUCCCACCAAUUCCUACACGGCCCGCAAUCAACAGGAUUCGGGCUACUCCAAUCACUUGCAGAGGGUUCACGGGUUCUGGCAGGUGCUGCUCCCACUGGAAAGAGAGGAGGACUUGCGCGGAGGUGGAGGAGCACUUGGCCAGCGAGUGCGACUGCUGGAGGCGAGUGCCGAUGCCGCACGCUACCGACAGGGAUUCUACGCCAUGCUGGGACUGGUGUGCCUGCUCCUGGCCUGCCUCUGUCUCUGCGUCUAUCUCCUCAAAAGAGACCCCAAUCCGAUGAGACGACGCAGUGCCUCGACGGCCUCGGACUGCUACAGCUUAUGA
Molecule: messenger RNA, 2350 nt
Organism: Drosophila gunungcola (fruit fly)
Lineage: Eukaryota; Metazoa; Arthropoda; Insecta; Diptera; Drosophilidae
Product: cocaine esterase
Exons: 4
Coding region: 290-2350 (686 amino acids)
Source: RefSeq, a predicted model, not a curated record